AGGUGGGGAAGAAGGAUGCUUUUCCUGGAGCGGCCACGCUUGAUGAACCCGGAGCGCAGUGAGCGUCCAUCGCAUCGAGGCCCGGAUAUGGAGCCACUUCCCGGGGGGAACAAGACCAAGGUGCCCGUGAGCUUCCAGAGGAGCUCCACCUCCGAUGACGACUCCGGCUGUGCGCUGGAGGAGUACGCCUGGGUGCCACCGGGACUUAGACCCGAACAGGUCCAGAUGUAUUUUUCCUGUCUGCCGGAGGACAAAGUGCCGUACGUCAACAGCUGCGGAGAGAAACACCGGAUCAGACAGCUCCUCUACCAGCUGCCGCCUCACGACAACGAGGUUCGUUAUUGCCAGGCCCUAACCGAAGAGGAGAACAAGGAGCUUCACAUGUUCAGCGCCCAGCGGAAGAGAGAAGCGCUCGGGAGGGGAACGCCCAAGAUCCUGCCUCGAGCUUUGCAACACACACGAUGCGAGAAUUGUGGAGGUGGCAUCAACGGCGGCGAGAUGGCAAUCUUUGCUUCGAGGGCUGGACUGAGCCCCUGCUGGCACCCAGCAUGCUUUGUGUGCGCUACGUGCCAGGAGCUGCUUGUGGAUUUGAUCUAUUUCUACCAAAAUGGCAAAAUCCUCUGCGGGAGACACCACGCGGAAAUGAUGAAACCGAGAUGCUCCUCUUGCGAUGAGAUUAUUUUCGCAGAUGAGUGCACGGAGGCGGAAGGCCGUCAUUGGCACAUGAAGCACUUUGCCUGCUUUGAGUGCGGGACGAUGUUAGGGGGGCAACGCUACAUCAUGAAAGACGGUCGGCCAUACUGCUGUGGAUGCUUCGAGUCGCUGUAUGCAGAGUACUGCGAGGCUUGCGGUGAAAAUAUUGGAGUGGACCAUGCUCAAAUGACCUACGAAGGGGGACACUGGCAUGCCACGAACGAGUGCUUCUGUUGCGCUCAGUGUAAGACGUCCUUGCUGGGCUGUCCCUUCCUGCCGAAACAAGGGCGCAUCUACUGUUCCAAGGCCUGCAGCCAAGGAGAGGACAUCCACGCCUCAGAUUCUUCGGACUCCGCCUUUCAGUCUGCUCGCUCGCGCGAAUCCCGCCGCAGUGUGCGCACGGGGAAGAGCAGCAGGCCCGCCGAACAGUGGAGGCAGUCCCAAGUCUUAAACCCCUCCACCGUCGUCUCCGUGAGCGAGUACAAGAUGGUCGGGGGCGAAGUGGACGGGGAGAUCGAUGUCAUUGGGAAGAAGCUUUCUCAUCUGGGCCUGGAUGAGGAAAGGUACUGGAGGGAUCGUGAAGAGCAGGAUGCCGGGGCGGAAGAGGACCCAGAGGAAUGGGCCCAGCACGAGGACUACAUGACUCAGCUCUUGCUCAAGUUCGGGGACCAAGGAAUGUUGCACCAGAUUCAGCAGCCAUCCCUAAAAUCGUCCACUCCCAGUCAAGACAGAAACCAUUUGAUAAGUGUCUCCGACCCUUGGCUAAAGCCGGAAAGCCUCGGAAUCACCGCCUCUUCGCCGACCCCCACCAGCCCAACCCAGAGCCAAACUUCCAAUCAAUCCAGAGCCACUAGCCUGAGUCCCGGCCUCAUGAGCAAGAAGCAUCUUCCCGAAAUGUACUGGGCCCAGUCUCAAGAUGGGCUGGGAGAUUCGGCCUAUGGAAGUCACCCAGGGCCUGCCAGUGCCAGAAAGAUCCAAGAGUUAGACUUGGACCAAGAUCAGGACCAGUGCAGCGCAGGUAAACAUUCCCUGUGGCAAGAGAAUAGGCAGUGGUACCAAGAUACACUGGAGUGUAUUGCAGAUGAGCUGAGGAAGGCGGGGCAGGGCGUGGGAGACUCCAUGGACUCGCUGGCGUUGUCAAACAUCACAGGUGCAUCCGUUGACGGCGAUGGCAGAGAUAGGCCUAUGGUCUACACCCUCCAUGCAACGCAGGAACCUUUGGCGGGAGAUGGCUGUGAGAAAAUGAGCAACAUGGGGACCUACAAUUCUUCUCACCUACACCACAGUAACUCCUCUCUCAACCUUAACUUGGUGAAAGGCGGCCAGGAGACGGCACAAGAGGGAGACCUAGCGACCAGGGGAGGACUUCGGUCUUUGUACCCCCAUUCAGAAGCACCGCCUUCUGCGUUUGUCCACGCGCCAGCUCUGAGGAGGACCAAGUCACAGUCCAGGCCUCCUCAGAUGGUCAAGUUCACAGAUGACACCGUGGACAACGGAUAUAACGAUGGCUUUGAGGUCAAUAUUCGAAAGCACCCUAUGAGUGAGAGGCCGCAGCGGAGGGCUUAUGCCCACGACGAGGCGGGCUGGGAAAGAACCCGUCCGUCCAGUCACCACGGGCGCAGCAGACAGAAUCCCCACCACGGUAGGCACCGCAGGAGCCGCAAAACCCAUUCAGACAUCGCCCUCAACAUGGUGCCGUCGGAAAAGGCGCAGAGACCAUUUCGACAUCACCGACAUCAUCUUGCCGGCACCCGACAAAGGUCUCCAAGUCAACCACUGGCGUACUCUCAAAGCCGGUCUGAAUAUUUGAUUCAGGGGCCAACCCAGGGAGACCGUCGGAUUGAGCAUUUUAUGGCUCACUAUAAAGAUGAGGACGAGUGGUGCUCCACUUGCUCUUCAUCAUCUUCGGACUCUGAGCAGGAGGGAUACUUCCUGGGCCAGCCGAUCCCCCAGCCCCGACCCGCCGGGCGCUACUAUGCCGAGGAUUACCCGAGGGUUAUUGCUCUUUCGUCCCAAAGUCACGGCUCAAAGACCGGUCGCAGGAAGAGCCGCCGCUCCAAAAACUGCAUUAUCUCCUAAAGCUCAGUCUGCAUUGACACUAUGACCCGCAUAAAGUAUUUUUGUUUUUUUUAAACCCAAAAGGUUUUGUACAGGAGUUGAAGAACUUGAGGUUUAUGCUGAGUUGCAAUUAGGCGACGAUUGAUGGAACUUGGAAGGAACGAGUCUUGGUUGACAAAGGAAACUGUAAAUGAACUGUAAAUUCAUUUGACGGAUUUCUUAUGUAACGCACAGGCUGCAAAGUGGCCCAGCACAGUUCGAGUGAAAUUUGGUUUGUUUUUUUUCUCAAGGGGGGGGGGGGGGGGCAAUGCUUUGCAGCUAUGUGUAUAGUCAACAGGGAAAUUCUACACACCUGCAGAUGAUAAAAGUAGAAUAAGAGACUAAACAGUUAUUUAAUGUUACGUUGCAAAAAAAAAGUACUGUAAAUAUGAUUUUAAUACUGGUAUAUUUUUAUUUUAUUUUAUGGUGGUUUAAAUGAAUGCUUUGGAAGUGGAAUUAAAGUGAAAAAUUGCCA
Molecule: messenger RNA, 3265 nt
Organism: Hippocampus zosterae (dwarf seahorse)
Lineage: Eukaryota; Metazoa; Chordata; Actinopteri; Syngnathiformes; Syngnathidae
Gene: prickle1b
Product: prickle homolog 1b
Exons: 8
Coding region: 16-2772 (918 amino acids)
Molecular function (GO): zinc ion binding
Source: RefSeq, a predicted model, not a curated record